AUGGCUUCUGUGGCAAACGGUCCCUUCUACAUUCUCAAACCUCCAAACCAUCCUAGUUACAAACUCAGUAGUGGUAUCAGAACGACCCUCUGGUCAUUCUCAUGUACCAAUGCACCAUUUCUCACUCUGCAGACCUCAAAGCAGAAGUCUUCAACCAUCAUUUGCUUUGCAACUGAUAAGCAAACUUCUUCUACUGAAAUCAGUUCCACAGCCAGGAUUAGGAGUGAAGUUCUCACUCCCUUUCGCUCCGUUCGGAUGUUUUUCUAUCUUGCUUUCAUUGCAAGUGGCGGUUUAGGAGGACUCAUAGCAACCACACAGUUAAUUGCAGCACUAACAAACCCAUCAAGAGCACUUGAUGCCCCUGAAAUUGCGAAGGGUCUUGGGAUAGACCUUGGAGCAGUGUCUCUCUUUGCAUUCUUGUAUUUGAGAGAGAACAAGGCCAAGAAUGCACAGAUUGCUAGGCUCUCAAGAGAGGAAAACCUUUCGAAUCUUAAGCUCCGGGUUGAUGAAAAGAAGGUCAUUCCUCUUAGCUCUUUGAGAGGGAUUGCUCGGCUUGUAAUAUGUGCAGGCCCUGCAUCAGUCAUCACAGAAGCUUUUAAUCAAAGUGAACCCUACACUGAAAGGCUUGUGGAACGAGGGGUGCUCGUGGUGCCCUUUCCUACAGAUGGAAACUUACCUAGUUUUGAGUUUGAAGAAAGUGAAGAGACUAAGGAGAUUACUGCAAAGAGGAAAAGACUAUGGCAGCUGACACCAAUUUAUAUUCCUGAAUGGACCAAGUGGUUAGAUGAGCAAAAGAAGCUGGCAGGCGUCUCCUCUGACUCUCCUGUGUAUAUAUCUCUUCGCCUGGAUGGUCGUGUUCGUGGCAGUGGCAUUGGUUACCCGCCUUGGAAUGCUUUUGUUGCACAGCUACCACCUGUAAAGGGAAUGUGGUCUGGUCUUCUUGAUGGGUUUGAUGGAAGAGUUUAA
Messenger RNA from Prunus armeniaca (apricot), 966 nucleotides. NCBI's taxonomy places the organism in Eukaryota, Viridiplantae, Streptophyta, Magnoliopsida, Rosales, Rosaceae. The record is from the annotation of a GenBank genome assembly.